Molecule: messenger RNA, 1251 nt
Organism: Lolium rigidum
Lineage: Eukaryota; Viridiplantae; Streptophyta; Magnoliopsida; Poales; Poaceae
Product: protein VAPYRIN-like
Exons: 2
Coding region: 1-1251 (416 amino acids)
Molecular function (GO): protein binding
Source: RefSeq, a predicted model, not a curated record
AUGGCCACUGCGAAGCCAGCUUCCAUUGCCGCCAAUUCCACCACUGCCGCCAAACCGCCGGCGCCCGAGCAGCCACUGCUGGAGGUGGCGGAGGAGGAGGUGGUGAUCGACUUCAAGCCCAACUCCAAGUGCCGCGUCGACCUCCGCCUCCGCUCGCUGCACCCCGCCCUUCCCGUGGCAUUCAAGGUCCAGACCUCCUCGCCGCUCAAGUUCCUCGUCAGCCCGCCGCGCGGCGCCCUGCAGCCGCUCUCCUCCGCAACCAUCCGCGUCGUGCUCCGCCCGCAGCCCCACGCGCCGCAGACGUUCCCGCGCUCCCGCGGCGACCUCUUCCUCGUCCUCUCCUCCCUCUCCGCCGCGCACCUCGACUCCGCCGCCUCCAUCACCGGCAGCGCUGCCGCCGGCGCCAUACGCCUCCGCGUGUUCUUCGGCGGGCCCUACCUGCUCCGCCUCGCCGCGGACGCUGGGGACUCCGCGGCCGUGCGCCUCAUCCUGCGCCGGCAGCCGCAACUUCUGCCGGUUCUCCAGCCCGAAGCGCUAAUGCCCGACACCGAGCAGUGGGCGCCGCUGCACGCGGCUGCCGCGAGGGGGGACUGCGAAGAGGUGAGGAGGCUGGGGCCGGAAGCGCUGGCGGCUCGUGACAAGGAUGGCAGGACGGCUCUGCACGUCGCGGCCGCAGCAGGGGAGGUGGAGGCGGUGGCGGAGCUGGUGGAGAUGGGCGCCGACGCCGCGUCCGCCGACGCCCGAGGGAAGACUCCACUGGACGUGGCGCGAGACAAGGGCUAUAAAGAAGUUGUGGACAUACUGCAACGUUGGGAGCUGGUCAUGACAGCGGCUAGGCGAGGCGACCUCCAGAGCCUGCAGCUCCUCCUCAGCAAGCGCACGGGCAUCCGCGGCCGCGACCAGUACGGCCUGACGGCGCUCCACAUGGCCGCGAUCAAAGGCCACUGCGACGUGAUCGCCUUGCUCGCCGGGUCCGGCUGCAUGGACAUCGAGUGCGAGGACGUGGAAGGGCACCGGCCGCUGCACCUCGCCGUCGAGGGCGGCUGCGCCGACGCCGUGGACCUGCUGCUUGACAUGGGCGCUGACGUCCACGCCAAGACCAAGCGGGACGCGACGCCGCUCCAGAUGGCCGAGACGAUGGGGUACGAUGACAUCGCGCAGCUACUGCGCAGCCGGGGUGCCGACGAGGCGGCAGCUGCUGCGCAGUUGUGCAUCGCGUCGUCGUCUUCCUCGUCGAUAUCGUGUGCCUAG